AUGUUAGCCUAUUUUUCACGUCUUGCCACUAGUCAGCAUUUUGUUUACAGCAUGGACUCGUUCGCUGGUCUGGGGUUUUCAGGAAGUAAACGCACGGACAAGCUUUCCCUUGCCGAGCAAUUGAAGAAUGCGGAGCAGGCGAAAGCCAACGCUCGUGCUCAGCAGGCAAACGAGUGGGACAGUCUGUUCGGAGGAUCAUCGGCCUCAGCCUCACCGGCACCUUCACAGCAGCCGUCUACAGUGGGACACACACCGCCGCUUGCUAGCGGGGGAUCCAAAGCACAAUCAAGUUUGUUGGAUGAAUUUGAUGUUUUCAACAGUGCAAAGCCUGCCGCUCCCUCACAACCCACUAACGACAAGCCAAGCCGUGCUCAGGUAGCAGAGGGCAGCACAGGUUCCGGAUCCACCUUUGACUCGAAGCCAAGGCGGCCACAACAAGAUUUUGAUUCGCAAAUGCAGCCACAGCGCGAGCAAGUGCCGCGCCAACCUCAACGCGAACCACAACGCCAACCUCCACGCCAACCGUCCCGCCAAGCAUCACGCUCUGAUGCAGACAGCGCCGAAGAUGCCAAUAUUGCCCAGUUAGUCGACAUGGGGUUCGAUGCUGAAGUUGCUCGAAAGGCUCUCCGUGCUAUGAAUGGGGAUGUUCGGGGUGCGGUGUCUUACAUUAUGGCUGAUGCUCAAGGUAUGCCGCUACCAGAGCCUCGCCGAUCAACCCAGGAUUACGACGUUAGUGCCUUAGCUACAGAAUUUGGGACGACAGUUUUGGCUAAGGCAUCGUCAAUGUGGUCUUUUGGCAAAAAGCACAUUGCAAAAGCUGUGGCUGAAUACCAGGGAGGUGGAAGCUCGCGGGGCUCUAUGGAUGGCAGCCCUGCUUGGAUGAGGGAUGCCGAAAAGUAUCGAAACCGAGCACCGUCUCCUCAAAGCACGCUUCCAGAUUCCUCAUCAUCAUCACAGUCUCUGCCUUCUUCACGCAAGUUCACAAGUGAUGAUGCCAUGCCGACACGCCCAUCUCGGGCUCAAGCAUUUAGAGAGAAGCGAGCAGCAUUAGCCACAAAUCCUGGCUCUCCUAAGGUGCCUGCAUCGCCAAGCCUGGCUUCUGGAGCAUCGCCAAGCCUAGCUUCUGGAGCAUCACCAAGCCCAGUUGCAGAUUCUCCUAGCGUACCACCUGCAGCUUCUGUCCCUAAUGUUGAUUUGCUGGACUUGGACGGUCCCCCUUCCGCUCCGGCCUCCACCAUGGACAUUUUCAGUGCUUCACCCGCUCCAUCAACCUCAUCCAAACUCAGUGGAAACACCUCUAAUCAUCGAGAAAAUGGACUUCAAGCAUACAAACGAGGCGAUUAUGCCGAGGCUGUUGAGCAUUUCGACUUGGUUCUAAGUGGUCUUGCUGCCAACGACAUUUUGCGUUCGCUCAUAUAUUCAAACCGAGCGGCUUGUAAUCUCAAGUCGGGUAAUUUUCGUGAAGCUCUAAACGACACACAGCAGGGCCUUCGCCUUCUACCCCAGGGUAAACUGAGCGGCGUGGAGGUUGAAAAGGGGAAAACCGCACAAGAAAUCUGGUCAAAGCUUGUGCUGCGUCAGGCUGAAGCUCUGGAGCAUGCUGAAAGAUACCAAGAAGCUGGACAGGCUUAUCAGCAGCUGCUAGAUAACGGAUUUGCCUCACAUACGGUUUUGACCGGUCGAAGACGGUGUCAAAAGGCACUGGACCCCGAACUUGAAGCGAAAGCAGCACCACCGCCGGAGAAAAAGAGUCAACGACGUAAGUGGAACACAACAGGUGAGCCGACCAGUGCAGCAGGUAAGGCUGCCUUGCAAAAAGUGCGCGAUGAGCAUAAGCGACAAGCUAAUCUCGAGGCGGAACGGGACGGUCUCCGUGACGUUGUUACCCAGCGUAUUGACGCCUGGAAGACAGGCAAAGAAGAUAACCUGCGGGCACUUCUUUCGUCACUCCACACCGUCCUCUGGGCCGACUCUGGCUGGCAGCCGGUCGGUCUCCAUGAUCUUGUUUUAACUAAAAAGGUUCGAGUCGUGUAUAUGAAGGCGGUUGCUCGGACGCAUCCUGAUAAAGUGCCCUCGUCUGCAUCUACAGAGAUUAAAAUGAUCGCCCAAGGCGUCUUCGUGGCUAUAAACAAAGCUUGGGAUACAUUUAGAACCGAAAACGGUUUAUAG
Molecule: messenger RNA, 2169 nt
Organism: Wickerhamiella sorbophila
Lineage: Eukaryota; Fungi; Ascomycota; Dipodascomycetes; Dipodascales; Trichomonascaceae
Product: UBA domain-containing protein 7
Exons: 1
Coding region: 1-2169 (722 amino acids)
Biological process (GO): clathrin-dependent endocytosis; clathrin coat disassembly
Cellular component (GO): cytoplasm; vesicle; intracellular membrane-bounded organelle
Molecular function (GO): clathrin binding
Source: RefSeq, a predicted model, not a curated record